UCAAGGUCUCGUCUUUCUCCGACUCUGUCUCCAACAACUUCCUUCUCUCCCACUACUAACCGAGUCCGACUCACCAUGGCCAAGAAGCAGAAGAAGAACAGCAACAACGAGAACAAAGGAGACGGUGGCGGCGAUAAGAAAACGGCGUCUAUCACCGUCGUUUUGAAGGUCGAUAUGCAUUGCGACGGCUGCGCUUCCAAAAUCGUCAAAUGCGCUCGUGCUUUCAAAGGCGUUGAGACGGUGAAAUCAGAGUCAGAGACUGGGAAGCUAACGGUGACCGGAGAAGUAGACCCGGCGAAACUCCGGGAGACACUUCAAGAGAAGACAAAGAAGAAAGUCGACUUGGUUUCUCCUCAGCCCAAAAAGAACAAUAAGAACAAAAGCGAUGAAGAGAAAAACAAAGAAAAGAAAUCAUCUGAGGAGAAGAAACCCAAAGAGGCUCCGGUGACAACGGCGGUGUUGAAGCUGAACUUUCACUGUGAAGGCUGUAUCGCUAACAUCCAAAAGACUGUCACUAAAACCAAAGGUGUGAGUGGGAUGACAAUGGACAAAGAGAAGCAGUUGGUGACGGUUAAAGGAACAAUGGACGUGAAGAAGCUCGUGGAGAGUUUGUCGGAGAAGCUGAAGCGUCCGGUGGAGAUUGUGCCGCCGAAGAAGGAUAAAGACAAAGAGAACGAGUCUGGCGACAAGAAGAAAGGCGGCGGGGGAAAGGAUAACAAAGGCGGCGAGGGGGUGAACAUGAUGGAGUACGUGGCGGCUCAGCCUUAUUACGAGUCAGCGUAUUACCCGGGUGGGCCAUAUGGGUACUAUCCGGUUCAGGCCCACGCGCCUCAGAUGUUCAGUGAUGAGAAUCCGAAUGCUUGCGUCGUUAUGUGAGGCGGCGGAUGAUAAUAUUGGAGAGUGGUGGUGGGGAGUUGUAAAUAUGCUUAUAAUCUUUGGGGUAGUUUCCAGAAAGUCGAGUAUUUACUUUAGUUUGUAAACUCUUUUUUUUUCUACUAAAGCUUCAGUUUUAACAUUUCCCUUUUAUAUGAGCUUUUUUUAGUUUUUAUUUAAAUAUGCAAAUAUUUCCCACGGUUAAGAUCAUUUUAAUUUGUUUGUUCC
This is a messenger RNA of Brassica rapa (field mustard), 1101 nucleotides long. RefSeq names its product heavy metal-associated isoprenylated plant protein 3. Gene Ontology annotation, molecular function: metal ion binding. NCBI's taxonomy places the organism in Eukaryota, Viridiplantae, Streptophyta, Magnoliopsida, Brassicales, Brassicaceae. The record is from RefSeq and is a predicted model, not a curated record.